Diaporthe amygdali is the source of this 1194-nucleotide messenger RNA. RefSeq names its product Anhydro-N-acetylmuramic acid kinase. The transcript is spliced from 2 exons. The record is from RefSeq and is a predicted model, not a curated record. Bases 1 to 1194 code for a protein of 397 amino acids. NCBI's taxonomy places the organism in Eukaryota, Fungi, Ascomycota, Sordariomycetes, Diaporthales, Diaporthaceae. Gene Ontology annotation, molecular function: ATP binding; phosphotransferase activity, alcohol group as acceptor. Gene Ontology annotation, biological process: peptidoglycan turnover; amino sugar metabolic process.
AUGGCGAGUGACCAUGAGUUCACAAAUGAAACGUCGAAGGGCCAGCCGCUUGACAUGGUCGUCUUGGGGAUGAACAGUGGCACGUCAAUGCACGACAGGACUUCUGCGUCAGAGCUUUCGGAAGUCAACGUUCUCUUGGGAGAAGUGUUCGCAGUGGCCGUAAAGCAGUUCUGCGAAGACAACAAGAUCGACCUCAAGUCUAUCGACGCGAUCGGAUCCCACGGGCAGACUAUUUGGCUUGCUUCGAUGCCGGAACAAGGGGUUCCAAAGUCUGCCCUUACCAUGGCCGAGGGCACUAUCAUCGCCUCACGCACGGGUAUUACCACUGUGACUGACUUCCGCGUAUCGGAUCAGUCUGCUGGGCGUCAGGGCGCCCCCCUCAUCGCCUUCUUUGAUGCGCUGCUGCUGCAUCAUCCCGGCAAGCUUCGCGCGUGCCAGAACAUUGGCGGCAUUGCGAACGUAUGUUUCAUUCCACCAGACGGACCCGAUCAUGCAUAUGACUUUGAUACUGGCCCCGGAAACGCCCUCAUCGAUGCGGUUGUGAGGCACUACAAUGACGGAGCCAUGGAGUAUGACAAGGAUGGGGCGAUGGGCAAGCGUGGGACUGUCUGCCAAGAGCUUGUGGACAAGUUCAUCAGAGAUAUUCCGUACUUUUCGUGGGACCCGCCGAAGACUACCGGUCGCGAGGUUUUCCGCGACACCCUGGCAGACGAUCUCAUCCGCGAUGGAGAGGCCCGCGGCCUGUCUGCAGACGAUGUCGUGGCCACAGUUACCAGGAUCACGUCCCACGCAAUUGUUGACCAUUGGCACCGAUAUGGCCCUGAAGGGAAGCAGGUUGAUGAAGUUUUCAUGUGUGGUGGAGGGGCUCAUAACCCCAACAUCACAGAUUACAUGAAGGAGAAGCUGCCUGGCGUCAAGAUGUUCAUGCUUGACGAUGCUGGUAUACCGGGCGGUGCAAAGGAAGCUGUCACUUUUGCUUGGCAGGGGAUGGAGGCUUUGGUUGGUAGGAGUACACCAGUUCCAGACCGAGUGGAGACAAGAAGGCCAUAUGUUCUCGGUAAGGUGAGCCCCGGGGAUAAUUAUCGGAUAGUUAUGAGCAAAGGAAUGAAGUUCGGAGAGGGUAGGGAAUUACUGGGCUGGGUGACAGAGAUGACGAAUUACGUGGACGGAAAGGUUUUCGACAACAAGUGGUGA